CUUGUCCCUGGUUCCGUCUCUUAUCUCCACAGUCCGUGUCUCUCUGUGUGGAGACAGGAGCUCAUCUACCUGCAGACCAGUACAGAUGAACACACCACCGCUCACCAUGUUCACGGUUCUUUCCCUGCUUCUACUGGCGGGAGCACACAGCGCGACGGCUCGGAUUCACUCUCUGAAGUUUUUCGAAACUGCGUCGUCUCAAGUCCCAAACCUUCCAGAGUUUGUGGCUGUUGAUUUGAUUGAUGACGUUCAGAUCGAACACUAUGACAGCAACACAAAGAAAUCAAAACCCAAACAGGACUGGAUGUUAAAGGCAAAUGAUGCAAAGUACUGGGAGAGGCAGACUCAGGUUGGUUUGGGUACACAGCAGGUCUUCAAAAACAACAUCGAAAUCGUAAAGGAACGCUUCAACCAAACUGGAGGUGUUCACAUUUACCAGAGGAUGUACGGAUGUGAAUGGGACGAUGAGACUGAAGAAGUUAAAGGUUUUGAGCAGCAUGGUUAUGAUGGAGAAGACUUCAUAUCAUGGGACCAUGAGACAGAGACGUGGAUCGCUCCAACACAACAGAGUGUCAUCACCAAACUGAAGUGGGAUCAGGAUAAAGCUCUACUCGCAUAUCUUAAGAACUUCUACCUCAAGGAGUGUCCUACCCGGCUGAAGAAGUUCCUGGUGCACGGGAGGAGCUCUCUGCUGAGAACAGAGCUUCCCAGGAUUUCUCUCCUCCAGAAGUCUCCCUCCUCUCCAGUCACCUGCCACGCUACAGGUUUCUUCCCUGACAGUGCUGUGUUGUUCUGGAGGAGAGACGGGGAGGAGCUUCAUGAGGACGUGUACCGUGGAGAGGUCCUCCCCAACCAUGAUGGAACCUUCCAGAUGAGCGCUGACCUGAAGGUUUCCUCCAUCUCCCCUGAAGACUGGAGGAGCUACGAGUGUGUGUUCCAGAUCGCUGGUGUGAAGGAGGACAUCGUCACCAGACUGGACAAAGACUCAGUCCAGUCCAACAGAGAGAAGCCCACUGACUGGACCACCACCACCAUCAUCAUCAUCAUCAUCAUCGCUGCAGUGGCUCUCGCUGUCGUUCUUGCUGUCAUUGGACUCUUCGUGUACAGGAAGAAGAAAGCCCAAUGUACUUCACUUCCUGGAAAAGAUCCAGGUGCCUCACAGCCGCUGAGAUCAGGUGAUGGAGGUUCUAGUACCUCAAGUGAGGCGUCCUACUGAACACAGUGAGUUGCUUCAUCUGUUCAACAAAACUG
Pleuronectes platessa (European plaice) is the source of this 1251-nucleotide messenger RNA. RefSeq names its product major histocompatibility complex class I-related gene protein. Gene Ontology annotation, cellular component: external side of plasma membrane. NCBI's taxonomy places the organism in Eukaryota, Metazoa, Chordata, Actinopteri, Pleuronectiformes, Pleuronectidae. Gene Ontology annotation, biological process: immune response. The record is from RefSeq and is a predicted model, not a curated record. The transcript is spliced from 7 exons. Bases 86 to 1216 code for a protein of 376 amino acids.